CAAAACAGUCGCUGGUUUCAGCUCUAAUCCCUCGAACAGAUCAAGAGGUGUCGAUGUAACCAGCUAUUGAUUUGCUCCAACGUAACUAUGCUAUUGAUUUAUUCCACUGUCAAUAGUUUUUUUUUCCACAUUUCAUUUAAUUCAAGUGUACAUGUUAAGUAGUAUAGAAAAUGUUAUAGUGAAAUCUUAAAAUCGUACAAAGUUUUAAUGACGUUUCAUCAUCGAUUGACUUAUCUUCGGGACGUUGGUUCUUUCGAUAAGAAAUAGUGAGUGAUUGUAUUAAUUAAUAAGAAAAAUAUAAAAGAGAAAGAGAGAGAGAGAGAGUUCUUGAAGAAGUAACUUCAAUGUACGCGAAGUUUACUUAGAGAUAUAGUUUACUUGGAAAGAUUUAUAAGUGCUAUUGAUCAACGUGGGUGAUUCUGAAUAUUACUUUGAUAUAAAACGGGUUUGAGAUGUCUGAUGAAGAGCUUAAAAAAUUCGAUCCGUCAAAGGGAGCGAACGAUUCCACGGGAAAUCCAAGGAUGUGCUCCUUCAGUAUCGAGAGAUUAUUAGCACCGAGCAAGAAAGAUAAAGAAGAUAAGUUUCCACAACAGACUGAUUUAUCCUUACUGUGUCAAGAAGGUAAUGAAUCGGAGAUGAGAAUGCUUGUUGCACCCGAUUCAUCCAUGUCAAUGGCGGAGGAAAUUGAGCUUGACGAUACCGACAUGAUAUGUUCAACAUCUCCCGAGCCGGAGAUGUAUUACGAAGCGUGUACUAGUAGUAGUGGCGCGAAUUCAACCACGAGCGCGGACAGAGAUGUCCAGGAGAAGACCGCCGCCGCUAUUAGCGACGACGAAAGGAAGAAGAGGCCACGCACGGCGUUCACCGCCGCGCAAAUUAAGUCCUUGGAGGCGGAAUUUUGAGAGAACAAGUACUUGAGUGUGGCGAAGCGGCUGCAGCUGAGCAAAAGCUUGAAACUCACGGAAACGCAAAUAAAGAUAUGGUUUCAAAAUAGACGGACUAAGUGGAAAAGAAAGUAUACUAAUGAUGUCGAAUUAUUGGCGCAACAGUACUACUCGAGUCUAGGAAUUCCAGCACCACGACCCAUUUUUGUCGGUGAUCGUUUAUGGUUCUUUAAUUAUCCGGGACAAUCGCAACCAGGAGUACCAUUGCUCCCACAACAUUUAACACCGUUACCAUUACCAUCCCCAUUACCUAUCGUUCAACCAUUACCCAGUAAUCUGUCUAUGAGACAGCAAACGUCCAUUUUUCAGAAUGUACCGACUAAUCAUCUCGCGCAUCAGUUGACUCAGAGAUUGGAUUUCAGGCAUCACGAUUCUUAGUUUCAGAUGAAUAAAAUUAAA
This is a messenger RNA of Linepithema humile (Argentine ant), 1343 nucleotides long. RefSeq names its product lateral muscles scarcer. Lineage: Eukaryota; Metazoa; Arthropoda; Insecta; Hymenoptera; Formicidae. The record is from RefSeq and is a predicted model, not a curated record. Gene Ontology annotation, biological process: regulation of DNA-templated transcription. Gene Ontology annotation, molecular function: DNA binding; DNA-binding transcription factor activity, RNA polymerase II-specific.